This is a messenger RNA of Panicum virgatum (switchgrass), 1846 nucleotides long. RefSeq lists its product as uncharacterized. The transcript is spliced from 2 exons. The record is from RefSeq and is a predicted model, not a curated record. Bases 260 to 1501 code for a protein of 413 amino acids. NCBI's taxonomy places the organism in Eukaryota, Viridiplantae, Streptophyta, Magnoliopsida, Poales, Poaceae.
UCAAAGUUGAAGCCAUCCGCAUGACCUCAAUCUCAAAAUAAAACAAACUCAAGUAGUAGACACCUGUCGAUCUGUCGCAAAAAUGAGGGCGUUAAGAAGUGCUGCUGGUGAUGACGUGGUUAGCGACUUACGUCUGGAUCAUCGCUGGUAUUCAUUAGAAGGGCUCCUGUCCAAGGAAUACUGAGUCCAAGUUUGCUACAAGCUCACUGAGAUCCAGCUCUCGAUUGCCUAUGAGUUUCUCUACACCAAGCUUGGAGUAAUGCAUUUCAAGGGGGGACUACUGAAUGGUUGGCUCUCCAAGCUUGUUACAUUGGGGUGCACCUUUGCAGCCCUCGUUCUGUUUGCUUGGGAUGAUCUAAAGGGCAGUCUUCUUCCAAACUACAAGAGAGCCGAUAUUAUUGUGUCUUACAUACUCCUUGGUGGAGCUGCCAUCCUGGAGGUACUCUCUGUUUCCAUUUCCAUCUCACCAUUCAGUGCAUAUUACACGACAGAUGGUGAAAUAAAGAAGAACAUAUACAAGAAAAGAUACAGUGAUGUGAUGUUCAGCAUUAUCAGGUAUGUCCAUCCAGAGAGCAAGCCAGAAUGGUCAGAAAAGCUGGCACAAUACAGCCUUAUUGGUGAGUGUAUACGAUGGAAGCAAGAAGAUGCUGCUGGUGGUGCUAGUUUCAUGGCCAUAUGUCAGGUGGAGCCCAGGAAAACGACAGCACAUGUUGAUGUCUCUCAUGAGCUGAAGAAGCUCGUCCUAGACAGACUGUUACAGGUUGUAAGCACAACACAUCCGAAUGAUCCAGAUUAUUCAGAUGAUGUGUGGGACAUGAGCAAUUUCACUGGCCAAUGGGCAAAGCUGGAGAUCCGGAGCAAAAUGCAAUCGUCGUCAGAAGCUGCAGCUCGUCUGCAGGAGCUGAUCAGCAACACCACUAAGCAUUCUGAAAGUUUCAUGUUCUCCGUCCUCACCUGGCAUAUAGUGACGGAGAUAUGCUUCUUCAAACAACAUAGCAACAGUGACGACGACGGCGGCAGCAGCAGCAGCGGCAGCUCUGCUCCUCCAUCCUGCAGAUGCAGAGACCCAAGCAGACAACUGUCUAGGUACGUCAUGUACCUUUGUGAAAAGCAUGGCAUAUUGUCUGGCAAUGAUGGGCACGUUUCUUGCAAAUUGAUUAAGGAUGUCAUUAUGGAGUGUCUGCUAGACUAUGAAGGAGCCCUGGAUGACGAGCGUUCUGUUGUCAUGCGUAUAGCUGACAUGAUACAUGUCGGGGGACCGGGGCUAAGGGGCACCAGGGUUGUGAAUGAGGUAUUAAGCCCUACGGACCAACUUGUCAAGGAGCUGCUUAUGAUCCAAGAUGCAAAUGAUCGAUGGGAUAUCAUCAUGAAUGUGUGGAUGGAGAUGCUUUGCUACAUGGCAUUACACUCGGAGCAUGGGUUCCACACUACGCAUCUAAGCAAAGGAGGCGAGUUCUUAACUCAUGUCAAGCUUCUAAUAUUGAACAUUUUUGGCCACUGAUCGUGGCAGAUACGUAACAGAGCCUAAGCUAGUCAUUUUGCAGUUUCUUUUUGUGAAUUAUUGUUUUUUUUCUUUUGAAGUUUCACGUGCACUGCUGUUACAAAAUAAUACCGGCUUGCUGCUGCUUAUAGUAUUGUGUGCCCGGCCUCCUCCUGAGCCCAACCCGCUCUGUAUGAAUACUAGAUAUGCUGGGGCGCGCCACAAGCUUCCUCUAUGCGGCGGCCGAGGAGAUCCGAUCCUUAUGGUCUUCGCCAUGGGACUGUCCUACACUCGCUUAUAGUUACUUCCACAUGUAUAUUUCAUGAUGUAUGAUGUAUUUGAUCUAACAAAAAGUAUGUAUGUGAA